This is a messenger RNA of Ascochyta rabiei, 1842 nucleotides long. Its product is annotated as Xaa-Pro aminopeptidase. Gene Ontology annotation, molecular function: metalloaminopeptidase activity. The transcript has 4 exons. The record is from RefSeq and is a predicted model, not a curated record. Lineage: Eukaryota; Fungi; Ascomycota; Dothideomycetes; Pleosporales; Didymellaceae. The coding region runs from base 1 to 1842 and encodes 613 amino acids.
AUGUCCAAGGUCAACACCACUGAGCGGCUGGCGGAGCUCCGCAAGCUCAUGAAGGAGCGCAAUGUCGAUAUCUACAUGGUACCUUCUGAAGAUAGCCACCAGAGCGAGUACAUUGCCCCGUGCGACGCCCGUCGAGCAUACAUCAGCGGCUUCACUGGCUCAGCCGGCUACGCAGUCAUUACACACGACAAGGCCGCCCUUUCCACCGACGGCCGCUACUUCAACCAGGCCGAGAAGCAGCUGGACAGCAACUGGGAGCUGCUGAAGCAAGGCAUCCAGGACGUGCCUACCAUCCAGGAGUGGACAAUAGACCGAGUGGAAGGGGGCAAGAUCGUCGCCGUAGACCCCAGUGUAGUGACAGCAGUUGACGCCAGGAAGCUGGCCGAGAAGAUCAAGAAGAAGGGUGGCGAAUACAAGGCGGUGGACGAGAACCUCGUCGACGCGGUAUGGAAGGACAGACCGAGCCGGCCAAGCGAGAAGGUCAUUGUACAGCCCAUGGAGUUCUCUGGGAAGAGCUUCGAAGACAAGAUUGCAGAUCUACGGAAAGAGCUCGAGAAGAGGAAGAGCCUGGGCUUUGUCGUCUCUAUGCUGGACGAGGUCGCCUGGCUGUUCAACAUCCGCGGAAGCGACAUCCCGUACAACCCCGUUCUCUUCUCCUACGCUGUCAUCACACCCAGCGCUGCCACACUCUAUGUCGAUGAAAGCAAGCUGCCGCAAGACGUCAAGGACCACCUCGGCGACAAGGUUGAGGUGCGGCCCUACGAGGCUAUCUUUGAAGAUGUUGCAGCACUGAGCAAAGCAUCUUUGGAAGCUCAGAACGAGUCCGAGGCGAAGAAGAAGUUCCUCACCUCCAAUCGAGCAUCAUGGGCGCUGAACAAGGCCUUGGGCGGCGAGGAGAAGGUCGAAGAGGUGCGCAGCCCGGUUGGUGACGCCAAAGCGGUAAAGAAUGAGGUUGAGCUGGAAGGGAUGCGACAGUGUCACAUUCGUGACGGUGCGGCCCUCAGCGAGUACUUUGCAUGGCUAGAGGAUCAAUUGAUCAACAAAAAGGCCACGCUUGACGAAGUAGACGGUGCUGACAAGCUGGAAAGCAUGCGUGCCAAGCACAACGGAUUUAUGGGGCUCUCCUUCGACACCAUAUCAUCGACUGGAGCCAACGCGGCUGUUAUCCACUACAAGCCGGAGAAGGGCGAAUGCGCGAUCAUCGACCCCAAGGCAAUUUACCUUUGCGACUCCGGUGCACAGUACCAGGAUGGCACGACAGACACGACAAGAACCUUGCAUUUUGGUGAGCCGACUGAGAUGGAGCGGAAAGCUUACACGCUUGUACUCAAGGGCAACAUCGCUCUCGAGCGCAUCAAGUUCCCCAAGGGCACAACCGGCUUCGCCAUUGACGCACUUGCCCGCCAGUUCCUCUGGACGGAAGGACUCGACUACCGACACGGAACUGGACACGGUGUUGGAUCUUUCCUGAACGUCCACGAAGGCCCCAUCGGUAUCGGCACAAGGGUGCAAUAUUCUGAAGUCGCUCUGGCUGUCGGCAACGUCAUCUCAGACGAGCCUGGCUACUACGAGGACGGCAAGUUUGGCAUCCGCAUCGAGAACAUGGUCAUGGUCAAGGAAGUUGAGACGAAGCAUCAGUUCGGCGACAAGCCGUAUCUUGGCUUCGAGCAUGUUACUAUGACUCCUCACUGCAGGAACCUGGUCGAUAUGAGCCUGCUCACGGAAGAUGAGAAGAAGUUCAUCAACGAGUAUCACGCGGAGGUCUUUGAGAAGACAAGCGAGUACUUCAAGAACGAUGCUCUGACUCUUGACUGGCUGAAGCGCGAAACGGCGCCAUACUAG